UAUAAAAGUAAAACGACAUUAUUAAAGUUAAAUAAAAAGUGAGUAACAAAACCCACGGUUAGGAGAUUUACCCAUGUACAUAUGUAGGAUUGUAGUUUUCGUAUUGGAAUUCGUAUCCUGCGCACAGAAUGAGAGUUCAUCCUCGUCGGCACCGCUAUCGUCGGCGUCGUCGUUGUCGCCGCUAUCUUGCCAUUUGCCGUCGCUAUUGAGACAUAUGUAUUUGCCAACUUGGCAUUCAUUCGUAAACGUUCAUUCGCCAGAGGCACGACAAAUUAUCCAAUUCGAACGGUUGUUGCGGCGGUUUGCGUUGUCGACUGCCAACAGCAUUGAUUAUCGCUGUCGUCAUCGUGGACGUCACAGUCGUUGUUUUCGACGCGGUUCCUGUCAUCGGUAGCGCCGCGACCGCUGCCGCUGCCACCACACAUACGCAUUGUUGGCGUUCAUUUUGUUGCCUUCAUCAUUUUUGUGGUUAUUGUCGACGCAACAUAUCGUUGUUGUUUUGUUUUAUUUUCACAACCAUACUCUGAUCUGUACUGGUAAAUAUGUUACUAUUGUUGUAGCUACAUAUGUACAUCAGUGCGGUGUCCUUUGUCUGUGGCUUUGAAUAUGUGUGUGUACACGUAUCUGUGUGUUUGCUUUCAUCCCCUGCUGUUUGCGGAUACGAGAUGCAGAUAGUCAUCACAACGAGAUACGCUGAUGCUACCACCAACCAUUGACGAGCAAAAGUGCCGUUGCUGUUGCCGUUACCGUUUCCCUGUAGGCUUUUCCCAUCCACAAGCACACACAUAACUAACGUUAUUAUUUAGUCAUCAUCCACACCAUCCUCAUCGAACACAUCCCGGUCCAUCCCCUCGUUAACCACUGUGGCGCGCAUUCAAGCGAGUCGCCGAGUGAACAAACACAUCCCAAUUCGAACAUCCGUCGCAACAUCCCAACCGAGCCAUUCAAAUAUCAAACAAAAAAAACAUUUAUUCGUUCUGUCUGUCCGUAUCCGUGUCCGUGUCCGUGUCAGUGCUCGCAUCCGUUAGCUUCACUUCACUUUGCUUUGGUUUAGUCUUGCGGAGACAACCGGCAGACAGACAACAUACACAAAACACUCAACGCUCGCAGGCUCUCAUUUCGAUUUCGACUUUGCAUUCGCCUUUGACGAGUCUGACUGACUGACUUCGGCAAAUCGAUUACAUAUUCAAGCGCUUCGGUCUGUGAUUUUUUAAGCGGUGCUUGACGCGCAUUUUCGCUGAUUGAUGUCCGCAUCAGCGUGAAAAAGUGUAUAAAUCGUUUUAGUGUUUUCGUGUAGUAUGACUUAAUUGUGGAAUUUUCUUUCACUAGAAAGUGUAAAUUUUAGUGCUGAAUUCUGUAGAAACUGUAUGGAUGAAAGUGUCAAUUAAGAAAACUGGAUAAAUAAAAGCUGCUGCUGCUGAGCUGGUCUGCCUCUACGCGAACGAUACUAUAAUUUCAAGCCAAAUUUAUUUAUUCAUACAUAUUACACAGUAAAAGCAAGACUUCAGGAAUAUAGUGUGAAUUUAAGCAACCUAAAUAUGCCCAAAUUUAACCGCUCAAACACAAAUACCGACGGAAAGUGUAAAGUUCGUUUGGGGCAAACAAAUUUAUGAGUUCGAAAGAUUUAGUAUAAAAACAAAAAAUAACUGAAAUUCUUGGACUGCGCUUUGCCGGCUUUAAUAUGAUGUUCGACCGCUGCGCUGUAUCAGGCAAUAACGGUGACGAGUACGAAUCGGCAGCCUUGCGACAUCUCAACUUCGCGUCAUUCUCCACGCACUCCAACCAUCUUAGUCACGAUACCCCACAUCAGCUUCCGCAUCGUCAUCACCAUCAAACACACCUGCCAACAACAGCACCGCUGACAGUGACCGAAGCGCAGCCAACGCUGAAUUACGAGCGUGGCGAACACAAGCGGAACAGCGGUGAGGACAACAAUACCAGCGCCAUCACGCACAACGGGCAUAACGGCGCACCCUACGACUUGGAACAAACUGGGCUGUAUGUCCCGACCGCAUUUAGCAAUCAUCGCCAACAGCAGCACCACAGCAACAAUAACAAACAGGACAUUAACAUACAACAACACCAUCUGUCCACCCAAUCCACAGCAUCGGCUACAUCAACACCCGCCUCAGCGUCCGCUUCAGCGCAUCAAAUGGAGCGUUUCUUUGGUAGUAAAGCGCACGCGGAAGGCUUCUUCACGCAGCUGGCGCGUCUACAAGGGCUCGACAAUCCCAUGUGCGGUUUGGACAUACGCGAACGGGGCGUUUAUGCCAAAGUGCCGCUCUGCCGUGGUACGCGAUAUGGGCCGUUUGAGGUGAAGCUCUGCAGCGAACCGACAGCGCCGAGUCUUGCUUGGGAGGUGAUUGUUCGCCCACACUUCCGCGGCUGGCUGGAACCUUCGCAUGAUGUGAAGACGUGGCUGCGCAAAAUACGCGCAGUCGACGGAGAUGGAGAGGCUAAUCUAAAGAAUUUCCUUUUGGCAGGAUAUGUGAGUGAAAUAUUCUUUUGGCAAUCAACAGGAAUAAUUUUUAAUUACUUCAUAAAUCUUUGGUAUGAAACAAAUCGUGAUAUAAAUGCCGGCGAAGAAAUAACCAUCGAUGGCCGGCCGCGUACACCAAUACACCUCAGCGAUGGCUUUGUCAAUGGAGCGGAUGCGGGCGCGUUAUGUGCCACGAGUGGAUCACUGCAUGGGGAUGAUAAGAGCGAGCGUGAUAAUGGAUCUCUCUAUAGUGGCGGCAAUACCACCGGCGACGACGAAUAUAACAAGCAGCGUUCGUUCGGCGAACAUUUGGAUGGUAUUGAUUUGUCCGACGACGAAAACGGUUUCGAUAUACGUUGUGAAGUUUGUGAUAAAACCUUUCAGGAUUUGGAAAUUUUGGAUCAUCAUUUGGUAGCCAAACAUUCAUUUCGAAAAGACGAUUUCGCUUGCGAAUUGUGUAGCAAACCAUUUUGUCAUCGUCCUUUAUUGCUGAAGCAUCGCGCCUUAGUACAUAACGAUAUUCGAAAAUAUCCAUGUGAAAAUUGUCCAAAGGUAUUUUGUGAUCCAUCGAAUUUACAACGGCAUAUUCGUGCGAACCACAUCGGUGCCAGAAGUCACGCGUGUCCGGAGUGCGGAAAAACAUUUGCGACAUCGUCCGGCCUAAAGCAGCACACGCACAUCCACUCGUCGGUGAAGCCAUUCCAGUGUGAGGUGUGCUACAAAGCGUAUACGCAAUUCUCGAAUUUAUGCCGUCACAAGCGCAUGCACGCCGACUGUCGCACGCAAAUCAAAUGCGAUAAGUGCGGUCAGAGCUUCAGCACGGGGACAUCGCUAACAAAACAUAGACGAUUUUGUGACUCCACCAACGUACCGCUGCCAAUGCAACCCUUGACUGCUGCAUCUGUCACAUCCGGAGUAACUUUGCCGCCACACCUGCAGUCACCGCAGCAGCAAGCCAUGCAGUCACGUGUCGCAGCAUUGCAGUCAGUUAAUGCCGCGGUGGCUGCCGCAGCGGGAAAUGUCAAUGUUCCGGGUGGUGCACUACCAGCCUCCGGUAUGCCGGGACCAGCCCACCCAUUCCUGCUAUUUCCCACGCAGCCAUUCUUUUCGAGUUUCCCAGUGGCAGCUGCAGCCUACGGCUUUCAAAAUAUGUUUCCCAGCCCAGCACAGGCGUUCCUGUUUCCGAAAACGAAUUUGGAUAUGCGAAUGCCGAGCCUGCAGCCGACAGGCAAUCACAAUGCAGCUGGCAGUUUACCAUCGCCGAAUGCCAUGCGCCUAAACCAGCAACUCAAUUUUGGUUUCGUAGAGAAUGCGCGUGCGGAUAAUGUGUCACCUUCUAGUGAGCACAGUCAGAAGCAGUCGAAUAGUUGCAACAAGGCUGAGGGAGAUCAAGCGACGGAUCCUGAAGAGGAUCAAAAAGCAGCAAUGCCACUUGCGCUUACACUCGCCUGCUCGUCGCCUAAUUUCAUCAAGCAACUAAGCUGCUCACCUCGCAACCAGAGUGAUGACGAAAACAGCUCGUCUUCUUUGGAGCUAAAAGUUUUACCAAACGAAGAUGUGGACGUGCAAGAAGAGACGCCUUCGUUUAAGACCAACAAUUGCAAGCAAGCGGAAGAUGAUAAGAAAUCAAUCGACGUUAUCAGCACGCCACCACCUGCAGAGGCAUUCGAUGAGGAAAGCAAACCCACAACGAGCAGCGUCGAAAUGCCACUCGACUUGAGUAUUAGCCGCAAUCGCGCGCGCGCCGCUAGUUGUAGUCCUACCGCUGAUACUCAGUCGGUACACAGUGAUGGCGCCAACCAGACUACGACGAGCGAGCGUAAUUUUGACCCGGAGCUGCGGGAAUCGAACUCAGCGGGUGCCGACAGCAAUGGCGUUACACCAAAUAAACAACAACGUCUCUCCCAUAAAUCAGAACGAAUUUCCUUUUUUAGAAGCCCCAGACGCAAGUACAAAGUUCCACCUGGGCCUACUCCUUCACCUUCGCCCCCGAGCAACGAACCGCUCAGCUACUUGAAUGCACCAGAAGAAGAAUUGUCACCAUCCAACACCGCGACCGGUAUCUCCUGCCCUCAACCAAAGCAUCCUUAUCCACUACUCCUCGAGGAGAUCUAUCGUUCACGUGCGCUGAGCGCUGCAUUCCCAAGGCCGUUUCCUUUUUUAGGGGCAAUGGGCGGACGGCCAGCCUAUGAGGGUGCACUGCAUCGCGUUGGCAUGCCGUUUCCGCCCGAACCGGCUUUUCGUGAAGCGAUUCGUGCUGCCGGCCUCACAAGCAGCAUGUUGGCUACAACCUCAGGUAAAAUCAAAGAACGAUACACAUGCAAGUUCUGCGGCAAGGUAUUUCCACGUUCGGCCAAUUUGACGCGCCAUCUACGCACGCACACCGGUGAACAGCCAUAUACCUGCAAGUAUUGCGAUCGCGCCUUUAGCAUUUCAUCAAAUCUACAACGGCAUGUACGUAACAUACACAACAAGGAGCGGCCGUUCCGUUGUCACCUCUGCGACCGUUGUUUCGGUCAACAAACGAAUCUCGAUAGACAUCUGAAGAAACACGAGGCGGACACCAGUGGGCUGGGUAUUGGUGUUGGCGAUUCGCCUUCGUCAAUUGAAGCGGAUCGAGAGGACUCUUACUUUGAUGAGAUACGCUCCUUCAUGGGACAAGUGACCUACAAAGAAGACUUGUACACGCCCACAAGUAUUGGUGUCGCAGAAAAUGAUGUCGAAUAUGCGGGCAGUGAUAUGGAAGCCGAGUUGUCCGUCUCGCGUUCGUCAUCAGUAGAUGCUUUAGCUGGAGGUGGUGGUGGGAAUGGUAGUGGUAGUGGAGAGGAGCGAGUCACGAUGAAGAAGGAGUCUACGGGGUCUAUGACUACAAAAGGCAACAAUAAAACGAUCGAAGUAGGCUCGUAAGCAUUCACUGAUAGUGAAGGAUGGGAAGCUAGAUAAGUGGAAUAAUUUCUGUCCGAAUUACAAAGUUUGCUGUGAGAAAGUCGACUAUGAUCGGCAAAAACUUCGUAAAACAGCUGCGCUGAGCUCUAACGCAGUCUUCAAUGAUAUCAAUAGUGAUAUAUGUACAUAUGUGCACAACUGUGAGCACAUGCUUGUGGAUUAGUAUAGAGCAUUUAUGGAAAUACAUACACAUAUAAACCUAUACCUAUAUGU
Rhagoletis zephyria (snowberry fruit fly) is the source of this 5638-nucleotide messenger RNA. RefSeq names its product hamlet (gene ham). NCBI's taxonomy places the organism in Eukaryota, Metazoa, Arthropoda, Insecta, Diptera, Tephritidae. Gene Ontology annotation, biological process: regulation of gene expression. The record is from RefSeq and is a predicted model, not a curated record. Gene Ontology annotation, cellular component: nucleus.